Molecule: messenger RNA, 1386 nt
Organism: Bipolaris zeicola 26-R-13
Lineage: Eukaryota; Fungi; Ascomycota; Dothideomycetes; Pleosporales; Pleosporaceae
Exons: 2
Coding region: 1-1386 (461 amino acids)
Biological process (GO): double-strand break repair via homologous recombination; meiotic joint molecule formation; meiotic DNA recombinase assembly involved in reciprocal meiotic recombination
Cellular component (GO): Swi5-Sfr1 complex; Swi5-Swi2 complex
Source: RefSeq, a predicted model, not a curated record
AUGUCUUCGCCUGGUGUUGGUUCAUCUGAUGUGGCGGAUAAGCUUCACGCCAUGGCCUCUGCUGCGCCUCAGGAGCCCCUUCAGGACACGUACUGCACUUACCAAGCUCACCCACAAGACAACGCCAAUACGGCUCCACUAAGCACCGUUGGCUUGGAUCUUGAUCGCAACGGCGCUUCAGUCGAUACCGAUGCAUCUGGUACUGACCAUACUGACGUGAAGCCCCAAGACGCAAUGCUUCCACAAGAGGAAGGAGCAGCACUUCAAAUGAGUCCUCAUGAACGAGCCGCCCGCGCGCAUAUGGACCCCCUGGGGUUUGCACACGGAACCCUUCAUGCCUCAGUUGCGAACAGAAGCACGGUGCAACCGGGGUCACUAGCGGGGGAAUCGCGGUCCAUCAGUGCUGCACCAACUCCAGACAGCACCUCUCCGCCAAAAGAUGCUUGCCCUCAGUCUGCUCGAGACAUCUCCAGUACAUGUCAACCGCAAGCUCCCCAUAGACGAACCGUUGUAGUAGGAGAUGACGUCAUAUGUGACAUUUCAUCGCAGCCCAGAUUAAACGACGUGGACCAAAAUGCAAUCCAGAGUGCAGACAUGAUUUAUCCAAGCGAGAGCGCAGUGCACAGAUCUCAAACCAUGGGUACACCUGACACGACAAGUAUCUCUGCAGUAGUAACCAGCUCCUCAAAUCCGACUACCCCAGGCAUCACAGCAUCAGCCUUAUCCGCGCCCAAGGACAUUGGCGACGCUGAUUUGCAUCCCGACUUUGGUGAAAUCCAAGGUGGAAAACCACAAAUAAGUACCAGUGAUUGCAGGCCAAGCAGUCCUUACCAUGAGUCAAUAGUCAGCGCGCAAGAGUCCGCCCCCUUCACACCGCAAGUUCAGCCCUCGCAAGAAAAGCCUCAGGAUCCAAGCUCCGCACUUCAACAGGCAUCACAACCGAAGGACCCUGAAAGUCAUGAUCUCAAUGCGAGUGGUGCACCCUGUAACUCCACUUCCGAGUCUCAAGACCAACCGACUACGGGAGCUUCGCCGACAGCCGCUACGCGGAGGAGCCCGUCAGGAAUUCCCCAGGAAACCAUUCUAUCGGAGUUGAAAGCGCACAAGGCUGCCCUAUUAACUUCUCUGCGUAGUCUCCCGGCGAUUCAGGUUCUUAUGGAAGAAAUGGCGUCUUCUGACGGUGGCGCAGAUGGACGGUAUGACGAGCCUACUGACGCGGACGUUAUGGCCGCAGCGAACAAAGUCGUCAAAGAACACAUCAAGCUACUGCAUGAGUAUAAUGAAUUGAAGGACGUGGGCCAGGGUCUUAUGGGUCUGAUCGCCGACCAGCGGGGUGUCAGGAUUGUGGAGGUUCAAGAAGAGUUUAGCAUUGAUGCAGAAGACUGA